AUGUUCGUUGACUCGAGCAGAGGGAUGACACGUGGCGAGGACCGGCUUAACCUACUCCCGUACGUGUUGACGGAAGGAAUUGUGGUGGUUGGGCACACGCACACCGUUCGAUCACCGUGGUUUUGUCUUGGAACGCACACAAAGGUUGAACUAAUGGAGCAGUAUGAAAUCAUGCAGCUUCUGGAUCCGUGCAAGGGUGUAAGUCUUCACCAAAUGGAAAUUGGAAAGUGA
Molecule: messenger RNA, 231 nt
Organism: Sphenostylis stenocarpa
Lineage: Eukaryota; Viridiplantae; Streptophyta; Magnoliopsida; Fabales; Fabaceae
Source: the annotation of a GenBank genome assembly